CAAGGCUCGGUGUGGAAGGACGGAGUCUCGGCGCACACGCCUCCUACCAAAAUCGCAGCCCGGUGGAGCCCGGCUCAUUCAGCUUUCUAGAGAAAUCUGAGCUGGAACCUGCCAGAAUAGGAGGUCUCACCCAGCGAGCUCAGCCGUGAGGACACCUGCAGAAACACGUUCCCAAAGCCAGCCUGGGCGCCGGCGUGCAGAUUGGAGUCAUAGCUAUGUGUGGAAGCUGGCCAUGAAAAAUGCAAGCUCAACUUUCCCCUUGAACCUACAGUAAUUUAUCUCAGAACAUUGUUGAGUCCCCUGAACUGUAGUGAGCAAUGGCCUCGAUUUUGCUUGUCUUUGGAAUGGUCACCACUACAUAGGGCCCGAAUGCCCUACGGCUUUCCAGGAACAGAAAGAAGAUCUCAUCUUUGUCUGUUUCAGUGGAAGUCUGGUGGUAGGAAUACUGUUGCAUGGGCCACAAUUUCAGCACACCAUCAGGUGAAUGGGACCAAUCUUUCUUCUUCCAAAACAUCAGAAAUUGAGCACUUGGAAAGGAGAUUUGGCCAAGAUGACCCAUUUGCAGGCUGGACUCAGUCCAGAUACUAUAGAGAAAGCACGCCUGGAACUGAAUGAAAACCCAGAUGUUUUACAUCAGGAUAUUCAGCAAGUCAGGGACAUGAUCAUCACCAGGCCUGACAUUGGAUUUUUACGUACGGAUGAUGCUUUCAUUCUGAGAUUUCUCCGAGCCAGGAAGUUUCACCAAGCAGAUGCAUUUAGACUCCUGGCCCAGUACUUCCAGUACCGCCAGCUAAAUCUGGACAUGUUCAAAAACUUCAAGGCGGAUGAUCCUGGCAUUAAGAGGGCUUUGAUUGAUGGGUUCCCUGGAGUGCUGGAAAACCGUGACCAUUAUGGCAGGAAGAUUCUUCUGCUGUUUGCUGCCAAUUGGGAUCAGAGUAGGAACUCCUUCACAGACAUCCUCCGUGCCAUCCUACUGUCCUUGGAAGUCCUUAUUGAAGAUCCAGAGCUUCAGAUAAAUGGCUUCAUUUUAAUUAUAGACUGGAGUAAUUUUUCCUUCAAACAAGCUUCCAAACUGACGCCUUCAAUCCUUAAACUGGCCAUUGAAGGGUUGCAGGACAGCUUUCCUGCCCGCUUUGGAGGCGUUCAUUUUGUCAACCAACCCUGGUAUAUUCAUGCUCUGUAUACGCUCAUCAAGCCAUUCCUUAAAGACAAGACCAGAAAACGGAUUUUUCUUCAUGGAAACAAUUUAAACAGCCUUCACCAACUAAUACAUCCGGAAUUUUUGCCCUCUGAAUUUGGAGGAACCCUUCCUCCUUAUGACAUGGGAACAUGGGCCCGGACGUUACUCGGUCCUGACUAUAGUGAUGAAAAUGAUUAUACUCAUACAUCCUAUAAUGCAAUGCAUGUGAAACAUACCUCCUCCAAUCUGGAGAGAGAAUGUUCGCCCAAGCCAAUGAAAAGAUCUCAGUCUGUGGUAGAAGCUGGGACCCUGAAACAUGAGGAGAAGGGAGAAAAUGAGAACACUCAACCACUCCUGGCUCUGGACUGAGCCCAAGCCACCCAGAUGCUCCUGCACCCUGGUCUUCAGUGGUAUCAGUCACCCCAGAAAGCACAUGUGCAACUGACCCCCACAGACAUGUGUGUUCUACUUAACACAAGGUCCUCCAUUCUUGCCCCCAGCAAUGACUGUCAACAGCCAUCGGUCGGAGCAACCAAAGUUGGACAAGAAUUUAGAGAUGCUUUUUGUUUUAGUGGAGGGAUGGGAGGAUAAAGCAAGGCAUUUAUGUAAAAAAUGUUCUCUUUCCCUACAUAUUUAUAGUAUCAAAUGAAUUAAAAUGUAAAAAAGUUAAACGACGUACAACUGUAUUAGGAUGGGGAUUUUUCUGAGAAAUCACACAGGGACCCUCUCUAGUUUUUACAAAUUAAGAGUAAGUGUAUUUCCAAGUAAAUACAUCACAUUUAAACUGUGCAGACACAAUUGUCAAGUUCAAUGUAGUUCAGAGCCUUGAGGUAUAAUAUCUAAUUUGCAUCCUUAUUGAAUUAUGUUCUUUGACCUCAUCACCAGCAUAGAAUUUUUCAGUCUAAGAGCAUGUUCUCAUAGGUCUGGCUACUUGCAAGAUUUUCUUAUUUUGAUACCCUGUAAAACAAUGAUUUCACUGUUACAAUUUUUGUCAGGUCACCACCUGACUUCCACAAGAUGACUUAAAAACACCUACAAUUUGAAAUAUGACUUCAUCUUAGCAAUGUGAUUUCCCACAGGCAUCCAGAGAACCCAAAGAAGAGGUAUUUCUUGAGCACACAUGUCAGUGAUUAAUAAACCCAUUAAACUUGGCUCACUUGGGUCACUACAGCCAAGAAAAGUGCUACCAAAUCAUUUAACCCUUCAGCCUUCUGCAAUCAUUAUAGAGAAAGGUCCAGCAACUCAUAAGUGCAGAGCUAUUAAAUCAAAGAGGAAGAACCUGGAGAAUGGCUAUGAUGUACAGAAGAGACUAGGAAUGCAGGACAAAAUGCCAAAGAUCAUUUUAUUUGUUUAUCUAUUAUGCUUAGAAAUGGAGUCCCCAUCUAUCCAUUCAAAGAAAAUUCAAUGUAAAAUAAACAGAUGUCACAGGCAAUUAUUUGUGUCAUGUUUCCCAAGAUCAGUUGCCUAUUUUUAGAUAUAUCUUAUCUUGACCAGCCAUCUGCAUGACAUGGAAUUAAUAUGACCAAUUGGUGCUCAGUGUCAAGGUAAAAAUAUUUUAGUUGAUAAUUGGCAGUAAAAAGUGAUUUUACAAUGAAGUAUGUGGGAGAGUUGAUUUGUUAGCUGAAGAAUUCAAAGUAAUGAGGUGAUUGAUCCCAUUGGCCAUAAUCACCCUCAUAUAUUGUAAUUAAUUGUAAUUAAUCUUAACAAUUUAUUAUACUCUUCUUCAAUGAAUCUAAUGUCUUAAUUAUUUUUUACUGGUAGAGAAUAAUAAUUCACUUUUAUAUUCCACCUUUGAAGUAUAUAAUUGAAUUACGAUUAAAAAUCUUUCUCAAACAAUUGCAUCACAGUAUAAGUAAAACCAAUUCAUUUUGCAUAGACAUUUCAAAUCGAAAAAUAAUAACACUGAAAUAAUUUUACCAGUGCAGUGGCUGAAACACUUACGUAACAAGACAAAGGUAAGAGAAACGAAGAAAUACUUAUGUGACAAGACAAAGGUAAGAGAAAUGAAGGAUUAAAAUGAAUUAGGAAAACUGACUUUUUAUUGCCUGGGUUUUAAAAAUAAGUGUGGGAUCCAACUAUGUAAAAUGCUAUUGGAGUCAAUUAUUGCCAGCUCUUUGGAACAGUAAUUUUUCUGCUUUUCAAUUGGCAAUAUUUAGAAUCCUACUGUAGCCACUGUUAAAUACAUUAUAUUUAUUAAGCUGAAAGCUAGUUUUUACUCUUUUCCACAGUUUCCUUAAGUGAAUGUAGGAGGAUGGUUCAACUCUGACAACAUAUGGUUUGCAUUUUGUUUACCUGUAUGCAAUUUACACAGGAAAACCAAAUUCAGUAAGUAACAUGAAUGGUACUACAUGAACACUGGAUUGUAUUGCCCUUGUCAGUCAUUUCCUGUUUAAUAAAUCCUGAAGGACACAAA
Cavia porcellus (domestic guinea pig) is the source of this 3593-nucleotide messenger RNA. It is a transcript of the gene Clvs1, whose product is annotated as clavesin 1. Gene Ontology annotation, cellular component: clathrin-coated vesicle; membrane; endosome. The coding region runs from base 485 to 1549 and encodes 354 amino acids. Gene Ontology annotation, molecular function: phosphatidylinositol bisphosphate binding. Gene Ontology annotation, biological process: lysosome organization. The record is from RefSeq and is a predicted model, not a curated record. Lineage: Eukaryota; Metazoa; Chordata; Mammalia; Rodentia; Caviidae. The transcript is spliced from 7 exons.